This is a messenger RNA of Synchiropus splendidus (mandarinfish), 4665 nucleotides long. It is a transcript of the gene tox2, whose product is annotated as TOX high mobility group box family member 2. Gene Ontology annotation, cellular component: nucleus. The transcript has 10 exons. The coding region runs from base 355 to 2088 and encodes 577 amino acids. The record is from RefSeq and is a predicted model, not a curated record. Gene Ontology annotation, molecular function: chromatin DNA binding. NCBI's taxonomy places the organism in Eukaryota, Metazoa, Chordata, Actinopteri, Syngnathiformes, Callionymidae. Gene Ontology annotation, biological process: regulation of transcription by RNA polymerase II.
UCUGGAAACCAGGAACGAAGCUCCUCUGCGUGUUCUCCUCUGAGGAGAAAACACAUCGACCACUUCUUCUGCAUCCAAAAUCUGCAGCCGCGAAUCUCCCCGACUUCACCUCCACAGGUCACAUGACUCGUCUGCCGGUUCUCUCGAAGUUAAAUGGAUGUUAUAGAAUAGCAUCACCGCGUUGAGUUCUCUAUUCCGCCUCUCUUUCUGCUACUUUUUGUUUGCUUAGAGGCGAAAAAGCCAGGGACAUAGUGGGAAAGUGAGAGAGUCUGCGAGAGAGAAAGAGCGAGAGAGAGAGAGAAGUCUUUUUUUUUGGAGCUACGCUUUCAUGCCGUCAGUCUUGCGGACUCUGAGAUGGACGUCAGAUUUUAUCCAGCUCCCCCUGCAAGCGUGGGUUCAUGUACUGACUCGGGUUUGGACUAUUACCACGCCAACAAGAGCAGAUACGGAGCUCCUGACCGAGGUGUGAGGCUCUACAGUUCCCUGCCCAUGCGCCCAAACCCUGACGGCAAGCGACUGCCCUCUUCGGGGUUUGAUGGUGACAACAUGUACAUGAAUGACAACAACCACGAGUUCCUUCCACCCAACCAGAGCUACACGGGGCAGACUGGUGGUGGAGGCGGUGGAGGCGGAGGAGGCGGCACCGGCGGUGGGAAUGGAACCGGGGACGAGGACUACGAGAUUCCUCCCAUCACUCCGCCGAACCACCCGGAGCCUCCUCUCCUGCACCUGAUGGAGCACGACUCCUCGGGCUACCUCUGCCACUCGCUGCAACACAACGGGCUCAUCAACCCGUACUCUUACCCGGAGCUGCCCACGCUCAUGAUGUCCAACAUGCUGGCGCAGGACGGCCACCUUGUCUCAGGCCAAAUGCCCUCGAUGCAGGAGAUGGCUUUGCACCACCACCACCACCAUCACCACCAACAACAACAGCAACACCACCACCAGCACCCAGAUGGCGCUCAUUAUGACCACGCCCGUAACCACCCUCUGAUUAACUCCUCACCUCCGAUACUGACCAAUCCCAUGAGCGCGCUCUCCCAGCUGAACCCUCAGGUCAGCCGGAGCACUCUGCCUCACGGCUCCCCCUCACCCCCCGGGAGUAAAUCGGCCACCCCCUCCCCCUCCAGCUCCAAUCAGGAAGAGGAGACUGAUCCUCAUUCUAAGAUGGUCUUUCAGAUCACGGGUGAGAAACGACCGCUGUCAGAGAUGAUGAAGCCUAAACCAAAACCUCAGAAGAAGAAGAAGAAGAAGGACCCGAACGAGCCGACCAAGCCGGUGUCGGCGUACGCGCUCUUCUUCAGAGACACCCAGGCCGCCAUCAAAGGCCAGAAUCCCAACGCCACAUUCGGAGACGUCUCCAAGAUAGUGGCCUCCAUGUGGGAUGGACUGGGAGAGGAACAGAAACAGAGCUACAAGAGGAAAACGGAGGCUGCUAAGAAGGAGUACCUGAAAGCCCUCGCCGCCUACAGAGCCAGUCUGGUUUCCAAGACAUACAAUGACCCCGUUGACACGAAAAGUGUCCAAACCAGCCAGACGUCUCCACACAUGAUGCCAGCCAACGCCCCACUCUACAGCGUGCCCCCUCCCCCUCAGCCAUCGUCGCCGUACCUGGGUCCCGGGGCCUUCCCACUCUCGGACCUGCAAAGCUACGCGGGCCACGCCCCCCGCCACGCCCUGUCCCAGACGCUCAGCCAAUCACAGAUGCUGCCCAGCAUUAGUGCCUCUCCCCCCUCCUCCUUCCAGAUCAGCCCCCCACUCCACCCUCACCAGCAGCUCUCCCUGCACCAGAGCUCGCUGCUCAACCAGCCCAUCCGCAUGCAGCAGGUCCAGUCCCAGCCAAUCAUCUCCCACCAGAUGGGGCUGCAGGCCUCUCUGCACUCCCCUCCACCGGGCCAGCAGGGGUUUGCCCACCUCCAGUCAGAGUAUCAGAAAAGUAUCGGGGGCUCCCAGUCUCCAGGAGCCUCUGGACCUGGUCCAGGACCGGCCCAGAGCCACGAAUGGGACGGUGAAUACUGUAAUCGGGAGUGUGGAAGCCACUGCAGUGGCAGCAUGAUAGGCAGGGACAAGCCCCUCUACCUCACCUGAAACUGAAGAUCAAACUCAGUCGACAAACACAGCAGCGAGGAGUCUACGCUCACACACACGCCCCACCGACCCCCGGACACCCCCGAUCCUGUUCUGAUGCACAGCGUAACAUACAGUGCACAUUCAUGUAAAUACGACAAGAACCGGAAUUUUCAGUCUUUUCCUUCGGUUUCUAGGCGGAUUUGUGACCAGAGUUUUUGACUAGAUGACUACUGUCUCAACCACUCAAUGUAUUAGCAAACUUCUCGCUGUUUCAUUUUGCCAAGCACUUAUAAACGCCACCCCCCUCUGCCCCCCGCCCCUUCCUCCAAACUCUUCUGCUGUGUUUAUAAGGCUCCUCUUCAUCAUGGUUGUCAUCGCCGCUAAAGUUGCAGGGAGCCCAUCCAGCUUUACGGAGAGUGCAAAGAAGCCCCUUGUUUUUCAUUUUCUUUUUUUCCAACCUUUGUUGAUCUGCGCUUAUUUUUGUCAUUCAAUACUUACUAUCAGAAAUAUAUUGUGAAAACACAUUUUCGUGAAAGAUCAAAAGAUUUAUUGAGUCAUUUUUGUAUCUAAACUGAAUGUACAGACUUCUUCAUGUCCUGGCGACGAACAUCGCGUUUCAAGGUAUUUAUGAAUUCUACCAAGUCGUUCAGGAGCUUCUAAAAAGUUUGACCUCUUAAACGCAUUCACGGACCAUUUAUCUACAUUAUUACUCAUAGAGAAAUGAGGAGUCGCAUAAAAAGUAAGAACGCAAACUGUUUUAUUCAACCAGAACCAUAUCAGUACUGUGUGUUUUAGGUGUCAAACUAAAUCAUGCAGCCGUAUCAAGUGCUAAAACUGUGAUAUUUGAAAAGACCAGAACUGGCAUUAAACGAGAGUUGAAGCAUCAUCUACCUUCCGAUCUUUCAACACAUUCCUACUAUGAGCAUUAAAAUUUCCACUUGCUGGAAAACAGUUUUUCAAAUGGUCACUACAUCGACAUGUGUUCACUUAGCUUUGAACUGCAAAAUCCACAUCACACACCAAAAUCACCACCUGAGCUCUGCAGUAUGUUGUAGAUGAGCUGUCAUGCCACUGUGUUGAGGGGUGAAUCAAACAGUGUCCUACUUCUCACAGGCCACUAGAUGGCGCUCUGGGUUUAGAAAUGAUGAGGGGUUAAAUUGAAUUUUUGAGGUCAAACCUUAAUAGCAGGCAGUGCCACCUGGUGGCCUCUGAAAAGCAGGACACUCUUUCAUGAAGCUUCAUCAACCUUUCGAUAGAGUGUCAUGAAGCCUCAUCAACCCUUCAGUACAGUGUCACGAAGCUUCAUCUACCCAUCACCACCGCUAGGCAAGGUUGUGAGUUCAAGGCUCAAUGAGUAGUGAAUGAAAAUCGUCAAAUAUUCUGAAGGACAGUUCCGGGACAGGAACAGCACGAGCAAAGAACGGAUUUUGCUGUUGAAAAUUCAUUGCCGGUGUUCUUGUUCGUAACUGUCACUGCAGUUGAUGCUGCGUUCACUGACCUAUCCGAACCUUGGCAAUGUAUAGUUAAUUUUAAUGCUGUUAAAGUACACUUAAGUAAAUCCAUGAACGCGACACCUGUUUCAUUUUAUGUUCUCCCAAAAAGAAAAUACAUUUGAGUCAAUCCACAACGCUAUUUUAACUCAUCACUUGCAGCCCAAAUAAACAGUUCUUAACAAGACAUACAAGUGGGUCCGAAGUUAGUCAACUGGAUUCAAUGAAUUGUCGUGUUUAUUUACAACUUGAUGUCAUAAAGAAGUCUCUACAUUCUGAGGUAGCAAAGCCAAAUUAAAUGUUCAGAGAAAAAAAAAAUAGCUGACUCCCUUCUACCACUUUAUUUCAUGCAUUAUUUAAGUUCCCAAUUGAGUACUGAAUGUAUGAGUUACGACGGCGUGUUACAGCCAACUGAUGAAGACAUGCAAAAAACAAUCAGGAAGUCGACCUAAAAUGCAACCUAAAGGAUGAAAUUAGUUCUCAAACUCGAUGUAAAUCUAUCGAACUCUUCAUCACGUGACCCCAAUACGCCGCCGUAACGCUCAUAUUUUGUCGCUUUAUUUAUUUCCAGCUUGCUAAAUUGUUUCGUUUUGGCAAAUUUGUCUUGUCCUGUAGAGAAAUAUUAACUCCUUGUAGGUUCGGUGAAGCAGGCCUCCAUGUCUCGGUAGCUUUGCCUUCAAAGUUAGACUUUGGGAUGGAGGGAAACAAAACAUUGUAAAGAAAAAGAAAUAAAAAGGUUUUGUUUUUAAUAUGAAUGGCCUGUCGAGGUCGACUAAGCUGUCACGUGAUUGUAAAUAUCACUUUUAUCGGAUCAAAUUGGGACUUUUUUUUCUUCUUUAAUAUUACAUGUACGACGUGCGUGUGCGUGUGCGUGUGUGAGGGAGAGAGAGAGGGCGUUAGAAUGUACCCAAUUCAUGACUGUGUGUGUGUGUGUGUGUGUGUGCGUGUAGCCCAGCGUCGAGUGUUUCUCGUGAAUUUUAACAGCCUUGUGCAGCUGGAUUUCAGAAGAGUAUUUCACACUCUCGGUCUUGCAUUAAAUCUGUGCUCACUGGUGUGUUUUUUCCAAUAAAGUUCAAUCUAAAACUGAAUACACAAUAUGUGUCCU